GAUCCAAUCUGGUCACGUCUUUUGUGUCGUUUACGAGAACUUCUGCUGCUAUUUUACAAGGAAGCCAGUUUACGUGCCUUGUUAUGUAUCGGAUAUGUUAUAAGAAAUAAUAAAAUACAGAAAUGGAUCGUUACAUUAUAAGGUUUUCUCAGGGAGGCGUUCUGUUAAGUUGCUGAGGAAAACAGUGCCAUUGAAUCUUUAGUAACCUAUAUGUUGUCAAGAUGGAUUUAGGCCGACAAAUCAUCGCAAAGUUACAAAAAAUAAAUAAGUCGCAGAUCACGUCGCCAGUGACUUUACAAGGUCUUGAAGUACACUUUUACCUGCCGGAUACACACCAGUUAAUUUACCACAAAGGUCAUCUUUCAGCGGAGGAGUUGUGUAUCGAGGCUGCCAAGAAGUUAGGUCUGUCUCCUCUGUGCACUUGUCUGUUUGCCCUCUACAAUGAAACUGGAAAUAUCUGGUAUUCUCCUAAUUACACCUUCACCAUAGAUGACAGGACGAGAUUAAAGCUGCACUAUCGUAUGAGGUACUACUUUGUUAACUGGCAUGGGACUAAUCCAGACACUCCACCUAUACUGCGACAUACUCACAAACGAACAAACGCUCAAGGAACAGCUCUUCUGGAUGCAGCCUCUCUGGAUUACCUCUAUGCACAGAGCCAGCAUGACUUCCAGAGUGGCCUGGCCCCACUGCGAGGCCCUAAGACCCAGGAAGAUGCCCAACAGAUAGAGAAUGAAUGUUUGGGCAUGGCUGUAAUGGCAAUUUCCCAUGAAGCCAUGGACAAAAAACUAUCCAAAGUGGAACUAGUCAAGAAAUUCAAGUACAAAAACUACAUCCCCAUUACUCUGAACCAGGCCAUCUCCCAGAGGAACUUCCUCACUCGCCUGCGCAUUGCCAACGUGUUUAAGGCAUUCCUGGAAGAGUUCAGCGAACAAACCAUCAAGAGCACCAGCAUCAGCAAGCACGACCUGAAGGUCAAGUAUAUUUCCACUCUGGAAACCCUCACAGAGCACUUUGGCUGUGAGGUGUUUGAUUCCUCGUCCCUCAACAUCCACGAAGACGACGAGCCCUCCCUGUGCUCCGGCGGAGAGGACCGAGCCCGGUAUCUCGUGCUCGUAUCCGGAGUAUGUGGCAUUAAAUGGCGAAAGGUUCCAGCUGAGAACUUGCCAAACCCAUGGAGCAACCUUCAGAAGAGGAAAUCAAGCAGGGGCAGAAGGCCUCAGAAUCAACAGAAUAAUGACUCACUUGUUGCAACCAAAGACAGUGGCUGGAUGACCUUCUCAGAUUUUCAUGAGCUCACGCAUGUUGUCAUCAGGAAGUGUUUGGUGACAGUUUACAGACAAGACAACAAAAGGAUGGAACUGCAACUGGGUAACCAUGGAGAGGCCUUGUCCUUUGUCAGUAUAAUAGACGGAUACUUCAGGCUCACUGUGGAUGCACAUCACUUCCUGUGCACAGAGGUGGCACCCAUGUCAGUGGAGACUAACCUGCAUGAAGGAUGUCAUGGUCCAAUCAGCACUGAAUAUGCCAUUCAUAAGCUGAAGCAGGAGGGCUAUGAGGAUGGCAUGUACCUUCUCCGUUGGAGCUCUGCUGAUCAUGAACACGUUCUGCUCACAGUCAUUUGUACUGAGCGGGAUGUCUCUGGUGGGACAGUCAAGACAUUCAAGAACUUCCAGAUUGAGAAGACAGAGAGUGGCUAUCACCUGUGUGGAACUAAUAUCGAAAAGCCCACUCUCAGGGAGCUGACAGACCAGCUGUCGGGCCACUGUCUGAGUACAGACAGCACCACCCUGAAGCUGACCCGAGGCUGCCCACCGCAACCAAGAGAGCUGUCCAAUCUCUUAAUGGUGACAAGGCCUGAUUUGGUUGCACCACCCUCGUUGACCAGUCAGCUUGUAUUCCACAGGAUUAACAAAGAAGACAUUGUUCAGGGUGAGCAUUUGGGCAAAGGAACUCGUACCAACAUCUACUCAGGCUGGCUCAAGAUGCAUAACACUGCGGAUACAGGUCUAGUGGGCACCCAGAGCCCUGAGGAGGUCAGGGUGGUCCUGAAGGUGCUGGGAGCGGGAAACAAGGACAUUUCGGCCUUCCUGGAAACUGUGAGCCUGAUGCGUCAGAUCUCUCACAAGCACAUGGCCAUCCUUCAUGGCAUCUGCAUGCACAGCAUGGACAUUAUUAUGGUGGAGGAGUUUGUGCUGCACGGCCCUCUGGACAUGUUCAUGCGUGCCCAUCACUCUGAGCUAACGCCCUCCUGGAAGUUCCAGGUUGCUGACCAGCUUGCGAGCGUCCUCAGUUACCUGGAAGACAAGAAACUUGUCCAUGGCUACGUGUGCACAAAGAACAUUCUGUUGGCCAAACAUGGUCUAAAUGGACAAGGAGUUCCUUUCAUAAAGCUCAGUGAGCCUGGUGUACCUAUCACUGCACUCAACAGAGAAGAAUGUAUUAGCAGGAUCCCCUGGAUUGCUCCAGAGUGUGUGAAGAACCCCAAAGCGCUCGGUGUGGCAGUGGACAAGUGGGCCUUUGGUACAACACUGUGGGAGAUCUGCUACAACGGAGAGGCACCGCUCAGGGACAAGAAACUCACAGAGAAAGAGCGGUUCUACGAAGCUGAGGGCACACUAGUGAUUCCCAACAGCAGCGAGCUGGCCAACCUGAUCACUCAGUGCAUGAACUACGACCCCAGAAAGAGACCUUUCUUCCGGGCCAUAGUCCGAGAACUGGACCGAAUCAAGGAGCAGAAGCCCUCUAUGGGGUCGAAUGCCAUUCCUACGCUGGAUGUUGAUCCCAGUCUUUUUGAUAGCAGAUUUCUCAAGAAAAUAGAUGAUCUAGGAGAGGGUCACUUCGGGAAGGUCGAGCUUUGCAUAUACGAUCCCUAUGGGGACCACACCGGACAGAUGGUGGCUGUGAAGUCCCUGAAGUCGGAGAGCGAUGGCCCGGAGAGCUGCAACCUGAGGCGUGAGAUCAGCACCAUGCGCGAGCUCUACCACCAGAACAUCGUCAAAUACAAAGGCAUCUGCACCGAGGAGGGAGGGAGGACUAUCAAGCUUAUUAUGGAGUAUCUACCUGCUGGCAGCCUGAAGGACUAUCUACCCAAGAAAAAGGCCCAGAUCAGCCAGCAUAGGCUUCUGCUAUAUGCCAUGCAGAUAUGCCAGGGAAUGGACUAUCUAGGGUCUCAGAACUACAUCCACAGGGACCUGGCAGCCCGCAAUGUUCUGGUAAAGAGUGAGACUCAUGUGAAGAUUGGAGACUUUGGUCUGACCAAGAGCAUCAAAAAUAACGAAAACUACUACACAGUAAAGGAAGAACAGGACAGUCCCGUGUACUGGUAUGCCCCUGAGUGUCUGAUCCACCGUAAGUUUUACAAAGCCUCUGAUGUCUGGUCUUUUGGAGUCACACUGUAUGAACUCAUGACCUACUGUGACCGCAAAUGUAGCCCCCCUGAGAUGUUCCUGAACAUGGUUGGUCCAUCACAAGGGCAGAUGACUAUGGCGCGAUUAGUGAAAGCUCUGGAGGGUGGGUGGAGAUUGUCAUGCCCACCAUCUUGCCCAGAUAUGGUAUACACCCAGAUGCGCAAGUGCUGGGCCCAUGCCCCAGAGGACAGGGUGGACUUCACACACCUGAUCACAGUCUUUGAACGACUCUUGUCCGAAGAGGAGCUCAGCUCAGUUCGCAGCUGUUAAGUGUUUCAGAUUGAGCUGCCCUCAGACAUGAUGGUUCUGAUUCAUCUGGAUAGUCACCUAUUCUGUAUCACUUCUAGAAUGAUCUCACUUAUGGUUUAUGUUUAUUGGCAAUGAACAGAGGUGCUGUCAUUUCCCAUACUUGUCCUUGCUACAAUGUGACUGCUAAGUAUUUUUUAUAAAUCUUAAAUAUACAGACAACCACUUAAAGAAGGAGAAAAACCGAUAAGAAUUCAUCUGGAACUGUGGUAUUCUGCUACCCUUACAAAAGAUUUAUCAUGCAUUUAUCACAUAAUCAGCUAUUUUUUUAAACUUUUUUCAGCAAUUUGUUUUUAGUUUUGUUUUUAAUGUUAAAUAUGGUACUGUGCAAAAAAAAUUGUGAACCAUUUAUCUGGGAAGUGUUUAUUUGCAUAAAGUGUCAUGAUGAUCAAUUUUACAACCUUCUUUUGACUUACUGCCUUUUGUUUUUACUUUCUCACACAACUUUAGUUAUGUUGCGGUUGAAGCUCUGUUCUGCACAUUCUGUAAGUAGACAGAUGUGAAUCUUAACUGUGUUUCACUGUGCUUUAAGUCAUCAUAAUGAAAGACUUGCGAGUCAAAAGUAUGUCCGAUGGGGGAAGAACACAUAGAAAAUAAUUGCUACUCUUCACAUUUUUUUUGUUUAAUGCUUUUUUUCAUUAGGUUUAGUGUAGUAAUGUUAAGUGUUUUACAUGCAAAAAAAUGUACCAUCCAGAUAAACAACUCGUACAGUUUUAUCUUCUAGUUAAAAGUUCCAGUGAAAAUGGCAGACACACACAUAGUAUGUGAAUAUAGAAAAAUUAAACCUCUUGACAUCA
This is a messenger RNA of Electrophorus electricus (electric eel), 4513 nucleotides long. Its product is annotated as tyrosine-protein kinase JAK1-like. Gene Ontology annotation, molecular function: growth hormone receptor binding; ATP binding; non-membrane spanning protein tyrosine kinase activity. Gene Ontology annotation, biological process: tyrosine phosphorylation of STAT protein; cytokine-mediated signaling pathway; intracellular signal transduction. Lineage: Eukaryota; Metazoa; Chordata; Actinopteri; Gymnotiformes; Gymnotidae. The record is from RefSeq and is a predicted model, not a curated record. Gene Ontology annotation, cellular component: cytosol; cytoskeleton; membrane.